This is a messenger RNA of Liolophura sinensis, 1431 nucleotides long. Its product is annotated as torsin-1A-like. The transcript has a single exon. Gene Ontology annotation, molecular function: ATP binding; ATP hydrolysis activity. The record is from RefSeq and is a predicted model, not a curated record. Lineage: Eukaryota; Metazoa; Mollusca; Polyplacophora; Chitonida; Chitonidae. The coding region runs from base 117 to 1088 and encodes 323 amino acids.
GAACCCAUGAUGGUUGCUUUAAGGACAGAGCAAAAUCAUCCAAAUCAAGCAAAUUUAGUGACGUUUCGUUGGAAUCAAUCAGUGACCCAUACUCCCAGAAGUAUCUUUGCACCUUCAUGCUUGUAGCAGUUAUGGUUGGCAUGGUUGUGAUGCUGCUAACCAACAGCAUUGUUUUAAAUGUGUCCAGGUCCAGACCAGUCAACAGAAGAUUAACAGGAGAUGACAUUAGUUUACUGGAAAAAAAUUUAAGGGAAAAAGUGUUUGGCCAGCAUAUAGCAAGAAAAGUUGUUGUGGACAUGUUGAAAACAGUUACUUCAGUAGACCAUGAAACAAGACAGUUACAUGAUGGUGUGAAAAUGGCCGUACUCUCUCUUCAUGGAUGGACUGGCGUGGGAAAAACUUUUCUCACUCAACAGGUCCUGAACUCAUUAAACCCAGAAAAAUUUAUACGUUAUAUUAUUCCGAUUCAUUUUCCUCACAGUCUUGAUGAUGAGACCAGUGAAACAGUGAUUCUGGAUGCUGUCACAUCCAACAUCAGCCAGUCUGCGGUCAGUGUAAUAAUAUUUGAUGAAAUGGACAAAGCCUCACGCGGAGUCCUGGAAGGAAUUGCUAAGUCCCUGUUGCACAUCAAGAUAGAUAACUCCUGCAGUAAUGCAACAGUAAUUGUCCUGUUUGUUAGCAAUAGUCAAGGACAAAAGCUCAACAAUCGUCUUUUCAAGCUCCUUUCUCAGGGAAAAAGACGAGAAGAUCUUCAAUCUGCCGACUUUGAUGAAGUGUUUCGACCAUCUUUAAUGGCAGAUGGUGACAUUUACAAGGGUUACCCUGGAGAAUAUUGGUAUGAUGUGUUUACCAACCAAGGUCUCAUAGACACAUUUGUCCCGUUUCUUCCACUGAAUCUUGCUCACGUACAACAGUGUGUUCAUCACAGUCUACAGGAAAAGGGCAUGAAGCCAACAGUGGACCUAGUGGAUGGAAUAACAAGGGAGCUGUCAUUAUUUCAGCCCACUGGCUUGACUGGGCAUUAUUCUCAGACAGGCUGUAAAAGAGUGUCAGAAAAGGUUGAUUUGCAUUCAGAUCAUCUUUUCUGAGCGACUAUAUUAAGCCUUACAAACUUUCCAGAAAGCUAUGUUUAUAUCGAGUUCAGGCCAUAAUAAAAAGUAGGAUUGUUGGGCUUUUGAUGGAACUUUUUUUAAUCCAUAAAUCAGAAUAAAAUGAAAAAAACUGACCCACCUUGUUUCUUCUCAUAGGGAUAUGUUACACCCAACAAAGAAUUUAUUAAGGAUGGCCUUACAUGAGGAAAUGUAUUCCUGUGCCAAAAGUAACUAAUGUAAAGAUAACAAAAAAAAAAUUGUGAAAAUACAUUUGUUUAAAGUUUGUAUUUUUUUUGUAGUUGAAGCUAGCAGCUAUAAGAAAGUCAGUGUUUCUAAGGAU